Dreissena polymorpha is the source of this 6524-nucleotide messenger RNA. RefSeq names its product cadherin-23-like. The record is from RefSeq and is a predicted model, not a curated record. Gene Ontology annotation, biological process: homophilic cell-cell adhesion. Gene Ontology annotation, molecular function: calcium ion binding. The coding region runs from base 461 to 6220 and encodes 1919 amino acids. Gene Ontology annotation, cellular component: plasma membrane. The transcript is spliced from 37 exons. Lineage: Eukaryota; Metazoa; Mollusca; Bivalvia; Myida; Dreissenidae.
AAUAAUGAUACGUUGCGUGCGCUUUAUUUCCAGUGACGUACGUUCAAAAACGUUUAACGAAAACUUGAUCGGAACAAAUAUCCCUGUUUACGUGUCAAUAUUUUAUUAUCACACAAACGAUUUAAACAUUUAACAAGUGUAUCACCAAACAUUCUUACUACUCAUUCUCUAAUCUGGGCAGUUAAUCACCUAGUGAAAGCUAGGGGCUCGCCCAGUCUAGUAUUGAUCAGCGUUAUCUGAAACUAGCUACAUGUUACCCAAUCGAUUUAAACAGGGAUAAAAUGUAAACAAUGUUGACUUAAGUGUUGAAUUAUCGUCACUGAUAAGCGACCAUUCUAGUCGCCCGAAUGUGGAUUUGUUGCAUCAAUAACCCAGUGCAUUAAUGCAGAUUGUAAUUUUCUUUGAGGAAUACGUUUUGGAAUAUUAAUUUGAAAAAAAGGAAUAACGUAUUGCAGAUAACAUGGUGUGGUCAACAGACACAAACCUUGGUCGAUUGCUAUACAUAUUGGGACUUUUUCACCUGGUAUUGUCCAAUGGUCCGCCGACUUUUCACGGCGAUUGGUCAGGAGUGCUGUCGCAAAAUGAAAAUGCUUCAAUAGGCACGAUCAUUAAAACGUUUUCCGUCUCGGAUCCUGAUGGCGACGACAUGUAUCUUUCCGCCGUUGAUGCUGACACUCAAGAAUUCUUUAAUAUAACCCCAUCAAAAGGCCAACGAAACUUUACUGCUAGUAUAGUUAUAGCAAAAGCACUAGAUUGUGAUCCGCCACGCCAAAGUCUUAUAGCAGUACGAGUACGAGUUACAGACAGGGAGAACAGUGAAGGCAACACCGUAGAUACCAAAAGCCACUUUCAAAUAGUAGACGUUAACGAUGAAAUUCCAAAGUUCACAAGUGCUCAGUUUUCUUGGACUAUCGAUGAGAAUACGGGGUCUAUUGACGAUUUCCUGGUGACAGCUGCGGACAACGACCAGACGACCAGAUUUUACUCGAUGCAAUUUACAUUAAACCCCAACACCCAGUCUUCAGCUGUAGCGAACGACUAUAAAAAUACGUUCCACAUUUUCACCGACCAAAGCAACAGAACCGCCGUGGCUAGAGUCCGCUUACAGAAACCACUCGACUUCGAGACAAACACGUACUACUCUUUCAAGAUUACAGCUACGGACAAUUCUGGAUCUGGCAAUUCAGUUUCAAAUGAUUUUGUUGUUCGCGUGCAAGACGUCCAAGAUACGGCUCCAGUAUUCACUAGCGCCCUGUACAGGACGUCAGUUUCCGAAAACAUAGCGCUAGGAGCUAACGUUCUUAAAGUCACCGCAAUGGACGGGGACAGAGGUGUUCCGAACCCGGUCAACUACGCUAUUGAAAAUGGAACGUGUUCAGAACUAUUUAGAAUAGAUGAAAAUGGGCAGAUCGUCACAAACAAGGCAAUAGACAGAGACCGGGGAGGCAUUGCGGAAUUAGGAAGCACCUGUAUCCUAAAUAUUGUGGCAUUCGAAGUAUUUGACAGACAAUCUCAACCAAACAAUACCAAUACAAAUACAACAGCAGAGGCAAGAAUUACAAUAUCAGAUGUCAAUGACGAAGCGCCUACUUUUGAGAGAAUGUCAUACGAAGCAGAAGUGUUUGAAAACACCGCACAGAACAUUCCUAUCACGCUUCUAAAUGUCACAGAAAUCGAUGCGUAUGAUCUGGACGAGGGCGAUAAUGCGCAAAUGACAUUUACACUCCACUACGAAAACGGUACUGAAUGCAAAGACUUUGAUGUAACACCGCACCGUGUUCAAGGGCGGGGCAGUCUUAUAAUUCGAGUGAAAAACAGUGGUUUCUUAGAUUACGAAGCAAAGAAAGAAGUAAACAUUAUUAUCAAAGCUACUGAAGCAGCCAACACCAACCAUAGUGCAAACACUUCGGUGAACAUUCGUAUUCUGGAUAUAAACGAUCAUAACCCGCAGUUUGGUAACAAAACUUACCUUUUCAACGUUCUCGAAAAUUCACCAAAUGCAUCAUCUGUUGGAAAUAUAACGGCUAAUGACGCAGAUUCCGAACCAUAUGCCAACGUUACAUUUUCCCUGACUGGUGGUGCGGAUAGAUUUACAAUCGAUGCAAAAAUUGGAGAAAUACGAACAGUAUGCUCCAACGAUUGCUCCAAAGAAUUUGAUCGCGAAAGACAGCAAUCGUUUUACAUGACGGUGACUGCAAGCGACGGUGCAGGAAGAAGCAAUUCUACGUCGGUACAGGUUGACCUUAUCGAUGUGAAUGACGAGGCCCCACGCUUUCGGCAAACGCAAUAUUUUGUUUACGCCAAGGAGAUGGACACAAAUAAGUACAAAGUCAUGCCUCUAGUUGUAGUUCAAGCAGAUGAUGCUGAUGACACAAAUACGAACAAUUCGAAAAUAGGAUUUUUUUUAGACGAUACGAGUUCGAUGCCUCGCGAUAACAUCACGAUAAAUGAAACAACAGGAGAAGUGUUUUUAAAAUAUGAAAUCGAUUACGAGAAGCUCAAUGAAACUAAUGGCGUUGUAGACGUUAUUGUCACAGCUUACGAUUUUGGACAGCCACAACGAUCAACCAACGUCACUGUAACAAUAACAGUAGAGGACGGAAAUGACAAUGCACCCGUCUUUAACUCUGACCUUUUCAACGGAACAGUCUCUGAGAAUGCAACGUCCAGCCCCACAAUAUUUACGAUUGCUGGGAUUGUACAUGCGACUGACGAAGAUGGAACAACGCGAAAUAACGAAUGCCAGUAUUUCAUUUUUUCGGGAGCGUUUGACCACUUUUCCGUUAACUCUUCAUCUGGUGAGGUGUAUGUGAAACCUGGAGCAAAUCUGGAUCGCGAGACAAGAGAUCUGUAUACUAUAACAAUUAUUGCCAUCGAUACGGGGUCACCACCUCUUACCGGAACUACCAUGAUCCAAGUCAAGAUAAAAGACGUGAACGACAAAAGCCCAACGUUCAGUGGAAAGCUUGAAAUAAAAAUUGAUGAGAACAAAACUAAUUAUGUUAGUGAAUCAUUUAUUCAGAUUAAUGCUACGGAUGAAGAUGAGAAUAAAGAGCUCGUGUAUUCAUUCAUCGGUUGGAAAGGAUUUGACAAGAAUAACAAAGAAAUCAGCGGUUACGACACUGAAAAAAUUAAGACAUAUUUUAAAAUAAACGAAACAGAUGGCAAAGUGUAUGUUUCGAGUAAAGACACGUUGCCAGACAGGGAGGUGGCACAGGUAAUUCAGGUCACUGUCAACGUUUCCGACAAAAAUGCCUAUCACCCUGUACCACAAACGGCUACUGCAACGCUAACAAUUACGUUACAAGACGUAAAUGACAACGCGCCAAACUUUCCAAACGGAACUGUAACCAAAGUUAAUAUGCGUGAGAACGCUGGCCGUGGAAGCAUAUUGACAACAGUACAGGCAUAUGAUGUCGAUGAAACUAGCAAUAUAACCUACUCGAUCAUCAAAGGGGCAUCGCCAAUAGAUGCAUUCGCAAUACCGGUAGAUGCGAAAGGAGAAAUACGAAAAUACGGGGAUUUGGAUAGAGAAACCAAUUCCAGUAUCGUUCUCACGAUCAACGUUACGGAUAACGGAAAUCCGCCGCUAUGGUCUACUCUUGACAUAACAGUCGAUAUACUUGAUGUCAAUGACAAUACGCCGGUUUUUGAAAAAGCAGACUAUAACGUGACCGUUCUUGAAAAUAUAACUGAUGGGCUACAAAUACUCCACGUAAAUGCAUCUGACAAGGACGAAGGACAGAAUGGCAACGUGUCGUUUACUUUAGAUGUCGGAAAUGACAACUCCUUCGGAAUAGAUCCUAUUACGGGAAUUAUUUCGGUGAAAGAUCAUUCGUUGAUAGACAGAGAACGCAAGGAGACUUACAUACUUCAAAUAAUAGCGAAAGACAACCCGACCGAAAUAAUAGAGCAACGUUCAGCAUCUCAGCAAUUGACCAUUGUUAUAGACGACGUCAAUGACAAUGCCCCUGAAUUUACUAAUGGCGGUAAUUACUAUGUAAAAGCUCGUGAAGAUUUGAAUGAUGGAACUUUUGUCAUUAAAGUUUCUGCAACUGACAAAGAUAAAACAGGAACGCCAAAUGGAAAAAUAUCUUACAAAAUAGAAAACUCCACUGGAGUUGGUUUAUUCAAAAUCGACUCAAAGACUGGUGAUAUUUCAACAAAUCAGUCUUUACAAGGCCAUUACGGAAAUGUUACCCUUGACGUAAAGGCCGAAGACUCUGGCGAGCCGAAACUUAACGGUACCGCGAUUGUUGUUAUAUUUAUAGACGAUGUGAAUUUGAACAAACCAAUAAUCAUAGAUCUACCAGCAAGCAAUACUAUAGGCGUGUAUGAGUGUAUCAAAGUGAAUCAAGAACUGUAUAAAUUCAACUACACUGACGCUGACAAGGGAAACAACGCCAAGGCGACGUUCAAUAUGUCGGUGGUCGAAGGGAGUCCGAAUGUGUUCGAAUACUUCAAUAUGACAACUGAUGGAAAACUGCUGUUAACAAAGUCAAUAAGCAACAUAGUCGUUGUUCCGUUUGAAUUUUACAUCCAAGCAACCGAUGAAGGCACUCCACCAUUGUCCUCAGAAAAACUACGAAUCAAAAUACAAGUAAAAGAUGUGAACGAUCAUCCACCGUAUUUUGAGAAUGAGACAGUAGCUUUGCACAUUGAUGAGAAUAAGGUAGCAUGGAGCAGUGUAGGACAGUUGACCUCCAAAGAUCCCGACAGGGACUCGUCUGCAUGUUAUUACAUUACCGAACAACCUACAAUGGGAUUAUUCGUGGUUGGGGAGACCAAUGGCACUGUCCACGCUACAAGGAUGUUUGAUUAUGAGACCCAGAAAAGUUUCGCCAUCACAGUCAGUGUCAAAGAUUGCUCCACAACUGUCAACGCGAGUGUCGCUUGUAACGAAUCGGUUCCACCAGCAGGAAGUGUACGGUCUAUCCAAACGGUUCUAAUUGGCGUAAAUGAUGUUAAUGACAACCCGCCUGUGUUUACAACCAAUGAGAUCACAUUCGGUAUGAGAAGGACCACGGCAGUGAAUACUAUUUUGGAUCUAAAUUUAAAGGACUAUGUGUCGGAUAGUGAUUUCCAGGAGUAUGCUACAAAAGAAACGUGGGUGUUUAACAAUACAGGGUCGAUAAAGUACAGCGAUUCUUUGAAAAGUGAACCAACGAUUGGGCACGGAAAUUGUGCUGAUGGUCAAAAGCAUGUGAUAUGCGUGCAUGGAAAUGGAUCAGUGGUGAACAACAAAUAUUUUAGCGAAGACAGAAGUGGAUAUAUCAUUGUACCCGUUGAAGUUCAUGAUACCAAUAAUAGAAGCAUAACGCAAAUUAGGAUCUACCUGAUCGGAGAUUCCGAAAUAAUGAAGAUGGUUGUAUUUGGAAACAAGACGAUCGUAAGCGAUCGAAAAGAUGAUAUCAUGGGGUUAUACAGUAAGAUCACGGAUCACACGUUUGUUUACGAUUGGCUUGAGGACCAUAAGGAUUCUAACGGCAGAGUGGAUUCGUUUAGGACAGACCUCUAUUUCCAUGUCGUAAACAAAGAUGGAAGAAUUUUGUCAGCAGAUGAAGCGCUGCGACUUGUAGAUCGCUUUUCGUACGAACUAAUGCAGGCGCAGUCACAGUACAGUAUUUCAGAAGUUACAAAAUGGAUCUCGACAGAAGAUGAUGGCGAAUCUCCCUUAAAGACCGUGUACAUCCUAGUAGCACUCGUGGUUGUCCUCACGCUGACCAUUGCUAUUAUCAUAUACGUUUCCAUAGUAACCAGAAAUACUUACAAGCGAAAACUGCAGGCCGCGACCAUAAACACACACGAGUUCAAAGAUGGCAAAGUUGGAAAUGAGUUCAUCCCCGGAAGUAACCAGUAUUCUCGACAGUCAAAUCCACUACUCAACGCGACAAUCUCAGAAAAGGCAGUGUAUGACAAUAUCAGUAUGGGAAGCGACAAUUCGUUUGACGCCGAUAUCAUCGGAAACGGCGGUAUGACGCCGAAGUACGACGGUCUGGAGGAGCAAGUCCGGGUUCUAGACAUGUACACGGAAGUGGCCCCUGGGAUGGGGGACGUGGAGAGCCCGCUGGACGCCGCUCUACGUCUUCACGACAUGCAGAACCUCCAUGAUAAGCCGGAGACCAUCAGCACAGAGGGAAUUGUUUCUACUCACGACAUCGAUGCGCUGAUCUUCAGCAAUCCCAGCUAUCUGAAAGGGCUUGAAUCCUCUGAGAUAUAAAGUAGACAAUCGUUUUGAGUGUGUUACUGUGAUAUAUUAGGAUGUAUAUUUUGUCGGAGAGCUUUAUGGUUGAUUGUUUUAUUUUAGACGACAACAUAGUAUAUUUGUUGAAAAACUUUAUUAUUUUAGUACUUACACUAGUGUGCGCAACUUUACUCGCUUGCGUUUUCUUUGUAACAACCUUAGUAUUGACAGUCAGAACACAUGUAUAUAUUUCUUUAAUUGUUUCCUGUUCGAUUAUUGCUUCAGUUUGAUAAAUGCAUUCAGAUGUGUAUUAAUAUGCCAAUAGAAAGAUAAGAUUUUU